Molecule: messenger RNA, 467 nt
Organism: Drosophila guanche
Lineage: Eukaryota; Metazoa; Arthropoda; Insecta; Diptera; Drosophilidae
Product: E3 ubiquitin-protein ligase RNF185-like
Exons: 2
Coding region: 33-449 (138 amino acids)
Biological process (GO): positive regulation of transcription by RNA polymerase II
Molecular function (GO): transcription factor binding
Source: RefSeq, a predicted model, not a curated record
UCGGGAAUGAACGAUUUAUAUCAUUCAACCCCAUGACACGGAGAGUCCUGGACAUAGCUCCUCCAGCUGAUGCAUGCAAUGCCGACAUUACUAUUGACAAGGCAACAUCCUCGGGAGAUAUGGUUACCCUUUCUGUUUCGCCCGGAGCAGUAGAAGGUCCUACCUCCAGUGCUCCGGCUGCUGAUCAGGCUAUAAAUGUGUCUAUACUGCAUUCAAAUCCGUUGAAUGUCGUGCCCAGCGGCUUCUUGGAUGCGGAUGCAUCGUCUCAGAACUUUGGCUACGAAUGCCCGAUUUGUCUGAUGGCAGCAUUCGACCGUAGUCCAGUGGCUACAACAUGUGGCCACAUCUUCUGUCGGGAAUGCAUCGAGGAGCAAAUACGCCAACGAAACAAGUGUGCCAAAUGCAAUAUGAAAAUUACCGCAGAUCAGCUAGUGCGCCUGUAUUUGUAGGCCAUCGAUGCAGUUCGU